AUGGGAGCAGCAAUAAAAUACGUAAGACAAGAAGAUACUGAUUCUCAUACAUAUCCUCUUAUAUGGCUUGAUAGUUCGGUAAAUACAUCUAAAAAAUGUAUACAAGGUCAAAAAUUAAUUCGAUCAUCGAUCGAUCAUUUAAAAACAUUUGAAAAUGUUAAUAAAUGUGAAGAAUAUAUUCGAUCGAUUUCACAGAAUGAACGGAUUAUAUUCAUUGUUAAUGAUCAAUUAGCUCGAGAAGUAAUACCACGUAUUCAUGAACUUCGACAAAUUUCUUCAAUUUAUAUUUAUUGUGAAGAUAAAUCAAAAAAUGAAAAAUGGAUUAAACAAUACAAAAAAGUAAAAGAUAUUGUUAGACAAUUUAAUCAAUUAAUUGAUAAAAUUAGAUUUGAACGUUCAAAACGAUGUCAAAAUCAAGUAAAUGAACCAUUAUCAAUAAGUUUUUUUCAAACGAACACAUAUCAUGAACAAUCAAAUAAUACUUUUAAUGAUCAAUUUAUUUAUUCACAAUUAUUAAUUGAUUCUCUUUUUCAAUUAAAACCAGUAAAAACUGAUAAAAAUAAAUUAAUUCUUCUAUGCAAAGAAAAAUAUAAUGGAAUUCAUAAUGAAUUAAAACUUAUACAAGAAUUUCAAGAAAAUUAUUCAUCAGACAAAGCUCUUGAUUGGUAUAUGAGAGAUUCAUUUGUUUAUCGAACAUUAAAUGAAGCUGUUCAAGCACAAGAUAUUGAUUUAUUGUUUCUUUUUCGGUUUCUUAUUCAUGACAUUCGACAAGCAAUUAUAGAAAAUCAUUUUGUAUCGCCGAUUCGAGUUUAUCGAAGUCAAUUAUUAACCAAAGAAGAAAUAAAUUUAUUGAAAAAUUCUCUUGGUCGUUUAAUUUCAAUAAAUUCAUUUUUUUCAACAACUGUUUCUCGUGAAUUAGCUACAUUUUUUCUUAAUCGAUCACCAUCUUCAAAUGACCUUGAACGAGUUUUAUUCGAAAUCGAUGCCAAUCCAUCUAAUAGUUCAACAAAACCAUUUGGUUUUAUCAAAUCUAAUAGUUAUUUUCAACAAAUUGAAGAAGUUUUAUUUACAUUAGGAUCANAUAAUUAA
Molecule: messenger RNA, 1089 nt
Organism: Rotaria sp. Silwood2
Lineage: Eukaryota; Metazoa; Rotifera; Eurotatoria; Philodinida; Philodinidae
Source: the annotation of a GenBank genome assembly